AAAAUUAAUAAAUAUGAUCUGAUUGAAAGAAAUAUUUUGAUUAGAUAAAGUAAAAUUAAAUUUUUAGUAUAAUUGCACAGUAAUUAAAAACCAAUGAUGCAUAAAACCACGAAGAAAAAGUUCCCUUGAAAUCUUGCUUAAUUCUCUAAUCCCCUUUACCAGCGAACUACCUACAAAAUGAGCUCAAAAAGUGCGAUACGCAAUCUUCAAUUAAUUACAGCGCUCGACUCACUCAGCUACGGCCUAAUAUACGCAUUUAUUUCACCAUACAUUUUGAAACUUGGAGGUAAUCACGUUCAUGUUGGAAUUCUAGCUGUUGGAGUUAUAUUAGGAGAACUCCUAUCUCCAGAAGUUACAAAAUUAUUUUCUCAUCUUAAUGGCAAACGAUAUGCACUAUUUCUUAUCCUUAACACAUCCCUAGUAACUCAUUUGCUGCUGGUCUUAACUGAUAGCUACUGGUUUACGAUAUUAGUUAGGAUUUUGUUCAGCUUAACAAAUCAAUCACAAAAAUUAUGCCUGGAACUAUUACUUAACCGUGCCCAAAAUGACGAUGAGAAAGGAAAAAUACGCUCAAAUUACAGUAUUUUAAGUGGGUUGGGCUUUAUUUUGGGCCCCAUUAUCAGCGGACACUUAUUUGACAUAGGAUUUGGCUAUAUCGGUGUUUUAGUUGCUCUUCUAGCCUCCAUUAACUCUGGUCUACUUAUGAAUGUAGCUAAUGAUAAUAAAGAUAAGAAUCCAGAGCACACAGAUAAAUCAGUAUUACAAAAAGCCAUAGGAAAUGUAUCAGAAAGACUGCAAGAUUUACAAAAAUCCAACUACAACAAGCACUGGGACAUGCUGUUUAUGAAAUAUUUAUUUUCUUCCAGUGUUAUGAUCUUUUUUUCAAAGUUUUCACAAAUUCUAAAACACAACUAUGCAGCAAGUAGUAUGAGGAUAGGAUACACAGCAUCAUAUAUCAAUAUUUUAGUGUUUUCUGCCACAUACCUAACUACAGUGAUUAAAUCAAAGACUCAGGAAUAUCCGGAAGUGUUUUUAAGCGAAAUAGCCUUCUUUUUUGAAACAAUUUUCCUGCUAUUUGCUUGCUACGCACCAUAUUAUGAAAUGUUCGUGAUACUACUGAUUCCAAUCAUAGUAAUCAGGAGUUUUUUGACCGAUUUAUGGAAAGAAUUAUUCUCAGAACGGAAAGAUAACAAUCUUAUAAAGCUAAAUCAGUCGGCUAGUAUUGUGGCAGGGUUAACAACACCUGUGUUGUUUGGUUUUACAUGUAAUGUGUUUGCAAAGGAAGCUGUUGUGUUGUUUUCAUGUGUUCCCAUUCUUUUGUGUUGGAUUAUAACGAGAUUUUAUUCGAAAGAUUUAAAAAUUGAGGAGACAACAAGUGAUAAAGAUAAAUAAAAUAAUUGUAUAUAGUUCUCUGUACUGUAUUUUUUAGACAAUAUAAAAAUAUUUAUGUUUAA
Molecule: messenger RNA, 1454 nt
Organism: Sitophilus oryzae (rice weevil)
Lineage: Eukaryota; Metazoa; Arthropoda; Insecta; Coleoptera; Curculionidae
Product: major facilitator superfamily domain-containing protein 9-like
Exons: 5
Coding region: 178-1392 (404 amino acids)
Biological process (GO): transmembrane transport
Molecular function (GO): transmembrane transporter activity
Source: RefSeq, a predicted model, not a curated record